GAAGUUAUACUAAAUCGUACUAUGUGUAAUCUUAUCUUUGUGACUAAAUUCACUUUACCCGUAUACUUUAUUUGAAUCCCUGUGAAGUAAGCCAUACUUUCUUGCAUAAUUUAUGGACGUACGGACGUGAUAGUGGCAUAGGUAAAUAGUGUAGGUAAAGUAUAUUCGACUUCGUGUUUGCCAGUCUUCAGUGAGGUGCACUUUGACAAUGUGGGGCCUAUUCUUCUCUCUUCUGAGCUGGAUGGGGCUCAGCCCUGUCCCAUUUGUUGCUGACUUGGUUGGAACAUCAGAACCGGCUCUCAAAUUGCUUCUAUCGAUCUUUAUGGUCUAUCCUCUGGCAAUAGUAUACCAUCAAUAUGUCAAACAACAUAAAGAGUUACGGAAUAUCUACUUCAUUGUGACAGGCUUUGAUAUAGCUCUAUACAACUUUGGGAUAUCAAUGUACCAUAACCUUAUCCCAACGCUUGUUAUAUAUUUAACCACAAUGAUUUUUGGGCCAGGAAAGAUAAAUGUUAUUAUAACAUUUGUGUUCAACGUAACUUAUCUUAUGGCUGGAUAUAUUUUGACUGAAUCUGAAGAUUAUGACAUUACAUGGACAAUGCCUCACUGUGUGUUGACUCUGAAGCUUAUAGCUUUGUCAUUUGACAUGUGGGACUACCAAAGGAUGAAAGCAGGAGAGCAACUGUCUGCUACAAAUCAAAAGACAGCAGUUGAGAAUCCACCUACAUUAGUAGAGCUGCUUGGAUUUGUGUACUUUCCCCCCUGUUUCCUAGUGGGCCCUCAGUUUUCAUUCCAACGCUACAUUGACUUUGUUUAUGGGAAGUUCCCAUUGGAGCAGCAUGCUGGCCUAUAUGAAAAGGAAUCUCUCAAGAGACUUCUGCAAGGCAUUCUUUAUUUGGUAGCAUUCCAACUAGGAGUAAGUGUAUUUAGUAUGAAGUACAUGCAAUCGGACGAGUUCUGGGAGCGGUCCAUCUUCUACCGCCACCUGUACUGCGGACUGUGGGCGCACUUUGCUCUCUAUAAGUACAUAUCCUGCUGGCUGCUCACUGAAGCGUCAUGCAUCCGGUUCGGGUUGUCGUACAACGGGUCGGCGCCGAGGGCGGGUGGGGGCGGGGGCGGGGGCGGCGCGCCGGUGCCGCGCUGGGACGGCUGCAGCAACAUCAAGCUGCUGCGGUUCGAGUUCGCCACCAAGUUCCAACACUACAUCGAGAGCUUCAACUGCAACACCAACCACUUCGCCGCCGAGUACAUCUACAAGCGACUCAAAUUUCUCGGCAACAGAAACGCCAGUCAAUUUUUCACGUUGCUUUUCUUAGCGUUCUGGCACGGAACCGGGUCCGGCUAUUAUAUGACUUUCUUCAAUGAAUUCAUUAUCAUAUUCAUGGAGAAAGGAUUAGAGUCUAUUUUGACCAAACACGAGUUUUAUCAUAACAUGUGGUCUAACAAUAUCGUGCAGUAUAUAUUGUACGCCGUGCUGAAGCUCUACACCAUAGUGUUUAUGGGUUGGAGUUUGGUUCCUUUUGACCUCAAAUCAUUCUCCAAGUGGUGGAACAUCUACUCGAGUCUGUAUUUUUCAGGAUUUUUCCUGUUCAUACCGUGGGCAUUCAUUUAUAAGCCACUUAUUAUUUCUGCAAUCAAGCACUUCAAGUUAAAAGUGAAGUCUCAAUGAAAUAUGGGUAUCUAGGUCUAAUAAGUGAUUCAAAGUAAAGAUUGGAACUACAAGUGACAACUAUAAAUGCUGGCUACUAUGAGUAGAUCCAAUAGUGAGCGAGUGUUUUUGUAGACUCAGAACUUGUAUAAUUCAUUCAUUAAUCUUGUAAGUACAUGAUGCGUUGACAAAUCCUACCCUGUAAAGGUUGGUUGCACCAAACCGUCUGUCACCGUUAAAGCAUUCGCAUUUUUUUUCUAUUAUUCGCAGUUUCAUAGAUCUCUGCAGUUUGACGUUGAUCAGUCUGUUAGCUGUGGUUGGUGCAACUGGCCCUAAUUCUAACUUUUCUAACCUAUCGUCUGUUAUUUGAAGUGUUUCAAAUAAUGUCAACAAAACACGAGGUUCCGUCAUUCGGUCAAUCAAAUAAUAAUAUACAUACAAAACACAUCUGUAUAUAAAGGUCGCUCCAGACUACGCGGCGCGAAGCCACGAACGCGAGUGUGGAGGGCCCUUAAUAUUCUAUGGUAUAUAUAGGCGUAAUGGUUAAAAAAUAUAAUAAAUCAACCAAAUUACGUCAUUAAAAUGCCUAAAAGAACAAACUAUAAUAGGAAACAAGACUACUUUAAAAAAAUGUAAAUUCAAUUAACUUUAGUAUCUAGUUAUAGAAAUGUGAUAAAAACGUUUUGUGCUUAUGCUAGUUUCCGAAGUAGAUAGGUGAAUACCUAGUUAAAUAGUAUUAUUAAAUACAUAUAUACAAGUGUAACUCUUAUCUAGUAUAAUCUAGUUCGCUUUCUUUACUAUAUAGCUACCACGUACCUGCCCUGUUUCUAUCACCUCCUUUCACUCAUUCUUAGUUUUCAAAGUUAUUUAUUAUAAAUAAAUAAUUUUGUCUGUAAAAAAUAAAAACAAUCAAACCUUUUGAUUUUAUAAUAAUGAUCUAAACUACUAGCUUAAUACCUAUGUAUGGCUGUGAUGUGAAGCAUAAAGCACAAAGUUCAAAAUGUCAACUGCUUCAUAUUUAUAGUAGGUACCUAAUUCGUACGAUAGAGAUGUCACAAACUCUUAACAUUCUGUACAAAAACCAGCAUAAAAAUGUACUUGUUGUCUUUCCAUUGACUUUCACUGAUACAGAUACAUAAUUCAAUAAUUAGUAAUGUGAGUAAUACCAACUUACAGAUACAGAGGUGUAGAUAUCAGACGUCCUGUAAUUUGUAGUAGACCGAUUACCAAUACACACAAAUUGCCUAUAGAUAAAAUAAUUAAGAUUACUGCUUAUGUUGUUUUCAUAUAUCAUUUGAUCUACUAUAGUAGAAAUUGCUCACGUCAGAAGCUUGUACUCCUGAGGCAUAAAUUCCUAUAAUAUACUUAUUGUAGAAGAUGUUGAUUAUGUGUUUAAGGUUAACGCAUGCACACUAGUUAAAUCGACGCCGUAAAGUGUAAUCUCCCACCUGCCGUCGUCCUCACGCAAUCACGUAACGGGACAAAGGCAGCAAAAAGUUCAGAAUAUCCUGUUUUGUAAACGCAGCCGUAAGCGAGGCAAACACAAACACAAGUACAUUAAUUUAAGAAAUGGUGAACGUUUACGUUGAACGUAGGUACAGUGGGUGAUUAAGGUACCGCACCAAUAUCUAGUCCGCUCGGACUGAUAGUAGGACCGGCCCGCACAGAAAUGCAGAGAGACACAGAGUCGUGCCUAGGUGUAGUUAGAGCGGACUGGAUGAUUGGCGCGAGCCCUAACAACUUAACUGAUCGAUGGUUCAUUCAGUGGUUGCGCGGCAAUAGGUAACAUACCAUAAUAAACUACUUGUUACUAAGUCUAGUUUAAGUUUAGGUCAAACGAGGUGAAUAGGGAUAAAAACCCAGAUUGAAACUUACCUGCUAAAUUAAUAAUUUCUUAUAAACUCCCACAUUCCCCCCCCAUAAAUUCAUGCAAAAUCUACUAUUAUUUUCAAACCGCAUGAUACAAUUACUGUAAGAAGUGUUUAAGGAAUUAUCAGGUAAAUCUCAUUUCCAGUUUUAGACCCUAUUCACCCCGGUCGACGGUAUUUAAUAAUUUUAACUUACUGAGGGUAAUACAAGUUGAGCUUCAACCACGACACAGUCAACUUCUAUUUAUUUCUCACGAGCCGACUGUCGACGGCUUGUGGUUAUGUUAAUGCUUUAUGUAUAGUAGAAUCCGCAUAUAAUGACAUCGAAGGGAAAGUGACAAACACGUCAUACUAAGCGGGUGUCAUAUAAUAAAGCAUAGUUGACUAACUUCUUAUUUUUGUUAGGUUUUCCAAAUUGCUUUAAUAAUAAUAAUAAUAACGCAGGACAGCUUGUGGCGAGCUGUUGGGGAGUAGCGACCCCACGUACCCGAGUGCUCAUGGGGACUUCUGUUUCCCGCAAGGGGGGGUGGGACAGGAUUCUCUGGCUUGCCGUAACCGGCCGGCCAGAGUAAUGUCGUCAGAGCUAUAAGCUCCAGGGGUGGAAGUGAAAUAUGCAUAAGACGCGAGUUGGCACAGUGGCUGUUAACAGCCACUGGGUAGAAAGCGGCGCACACCUCUCGGCACCCCUGAGCCGCUCACACCGGUGUUGUCAUUGAGCCAUCCAAGAUGUCGCUUUUUGUCGGAAAUAAAAUUGCAUAGGUAAGCGAUUUGUCACUUUAAGCGAAGUCAUCUUAUCCGACUUUGUUACUAAGAAUUUUAUAUGAAAAAUCUAACUGCACAGUAAUUACGUCGUAGUAAGAUGUUGGUCAGUAUAAGCAGUCAUUAUAAACGGAUGCCACUGUAUUUUCUAGUAAAUACUUAAAGCUUAAGCCUGAGAAUUAAUCUAUAAAACAAUGUUUAAAUAAAUACUCAGUUAUUUAAUUCUACAACAAUGUGGCACAUACUGAAAAGUGAAAAAUAUGUGAGUGAAAUCGCUAAGUUAGUUAAGUUAAUAUGUCUCAUGAUAGUUUAAAUUCGAAUACUGAAGUGAUAUUGAAUGUAGCUAGCGCUGCCUAAUGCCUGUUACCUAAAUAUCAGACCUUUUUAGUACUGUAUAAUGUAUAUCAAUCUGCAUCAAACGAUAAAACUCUAUUUAAAAUAGAUGUAAUUAAAUACAUUGUACACUAGCUUAUAAGUAAUACACACAUUCAUUGUUACUAUUAAUAAUAGUCAAUUCAUAAUACACAUAUAUUAUAGAGCCACUCUUAGGUACAGUCAGCUGCAGAGAAAAGGCACCCCCUGCAUACAGUUCUGUAAAUUAGUACGGACGUGGGGUACCUUUUCUUUGCAGCUGAGCUGUACUUUGCGAGUUGUGCUAAUAUUGCAUUAAUAGUGGUGGGUCUGAGGCUUUUGGGCACUCAUUACAUAAAACUACAGCAGAUUCUCCACCCAUGAAAUCAUAUUCUUCAGUAGCACCAUACCAUACCAUACCAUACCACCAUACCAUACCAUACCAUACCAUAUGUCGUCUCAUUGUUUUUGUGUAGGUUCCUGCCUAAUUGACGAGUAUUUUUGCAGGCGAGGGGCAAACUGGUAGAAAUACAAUGACGAUAUCCAGAAAAGUAUCUGCUAUCAAUGAUUUACGUAUUUGCUCUAGUAUUGUGUAAUUUGUACUUAGGAUAGUUAGUUAUGCACCUGAGCUCUAUGUGAAAAGAUGAGUACAUGGAGAUAAAUUCCAUCUAAUGUACCAAAGAUCUGUCCGUAUGCUUGCUUGCCACCAACGUGGUAUAAAAAAAUUGUACGCGUUGUGAUUGGCUAUGAAGACGUGUAUGAUAAAUUGAUAGCCAGCUAGGGCUAUAAUUAUUUCUACCACAUUUUGGUUCUGGUCAGACUUAACCAUGUAAAAUAGUGUUGUCAAGUUAAUUAGACGAUUAUUUGAAUUGUAUCUUUGAAAAUACGAAUAAAUAUGUUUACUUAC
Cydia strobilella is the source of this 5533-nucleotide messenger RNA. It is a transcript of the gene nes, whose product is annotated as lysophospholipid acyltransferase 5. Bases 209 to 1669 code for a protein of 486 amino acids. NCBI's taxonomy places the organism in Eukaryota, Metazoa, Arthropoda, Insecta, Lepidoptera, Tortricidae. Gene Ontology annotation, cellular component: membrane. Gene Ontology annotation, molecular function: lysophospholipid acyltransferase activity; 1-acylglycerophosphocholine O-acyltransferase activity. The transcript has 4 exons. Gene Ontology annotation, biological process: lipid modification; phosphatidylcholine biosynthetic process. The record is from RefSeq and is a predicted model, not a curated record.